CGUGACGUGAGGAAGAUGGUUGGUGUAGGAGUCCUCACCUUCACCACCUGCCGCAGCUGAUCGUGACACACUCGGGCGAUGUUGUUGCUGAACCAAAGCUACUGAUCCCCGUCUACACGCCUACAACCCGCCCGUGCCCAACCACACUCAGUAAUGGCUGGCGGGUAGGACCUCCAUCAGCCUCCCCUUAACACCCUGACCUGACCCCCCCCCCCUCAUCACCCAGCCUUGAACUUACCCUCCCACGGCUUUAAUUUGGUCCUCAUCCACACACUCACCCUGCCCAUACCUUGCCCCUUCACGCACAAUAGGCCUUGUCCACACACUACCUAGACCCUACCUGCCCCUACGAGCUCCUGACGUAGACCCAGUAGCCGUCGUGUCAACGUUCAGGGGACGUUUCUAGCCCAGUCAUGGCCUCCUCCAGGACCUCUUCUACGUGAAGUGUGUUGUUGUUCGGACAGGAGCAAGGCGACGCCUACCACAGGUCUGGUCUAUACACCCACCAUGAGCACAAGCCACUGCACCAACACCUGGAGUUGGCCCCCAGACUCAGCACCACCACCACCACCCCUGUCACUACCACUAUCACAACCACCACUACCACCACUGCCACCACCAACAGCCGGGCGUCGCGCAACAACAGCACGUGCAGCACGACCAGCGGUGGCCGCACCAGACACAGCAGCAACAACAGCGUGAGAGGAGCACCCACCAUGAGUCGCAACAACAGCAACGCCAGCAGUAACAGCACCCACAGCCUGGGUAGUGCUGCGCGGGGGGCUGGCCUCAUAGUAGACACCAGUGCUGUUACUGCCGUGCUGAAGGAAGAUGGAGGGGUAGUGGAGGGCAGCCUGGAGGGGGAGCCCUCCCUCAUGGAAGCCUCCACUGCCACCGCCUCCACCGUCGACUCCACAGCCGAGUUGGUUCACAGUUCCCAUGGAUUGUCGUACAACACCACCACCAGCUCCCCCACCACCACCACCAUCAUUGCACCUCCAGUUGACUCCAAUGAUUGUGGUCUGUUCACCUUUAGGCCCGCCUUCCUUCAGAGAUUAGCCAACAUCAAGAUUUUUGUAUUUUUGCUGUCUGUUCUGGUAACUGUCCAACAAGCUCUAGCAUCGGGGUACCUCAACUCUGUAAUCACCACCAUAGAAAAGCGAUAUGAGAUCCCUUCAUCGCUUACUGGAGUCAUAUCCUCAAUGUACGAGAUUGGAAAUGUAAUUACUGUCAUUUUUGUCUCGUAUCUGGGGUCCAAGAGACGAAUACCUGUUUGGAUAGGAGUUGGUUGUUGUGUAAUGGGCAUUGGGUCUAUGCUCUUCAUAAUGCCUCAACUUAUAGCUGAUCGCUGGUCUAUUGAAUUGGAAACUAUUAAUAACACAGACUCUAGCAACAAUAUUUGUCGAAAUGCCCGGGUGCGAGAUGAUACAUCUGAGCGGCUCUCAGAGUAUGGCUUUGGAACUCUUCCAGACCUCUCAAAAGGUGUGCCUUUAGGAUCGCAUAAUAGCAUUCAAUACGGCAAACCGGAUAAUUGCAUCAAGGGGUCUCGGAGCAAUGUAAUGCCUGUAAUGUUCUUUAUGCUGGCCCAGCUGCUGCUAGGUGCAGGAGGCUCGCCACUCUUCACCCUUGGAACAACUUAUAUUGAUGAUCAUGUAAAGAGAGAGAGCUCCUCAAUGUAUAUAGGUAUUAUCUACACCAUGGUGGCCUUUGGACCUGUGCUGGGAUUCUUACUUGGAGCAUAUCUCAUCUCCUAUUAUGUUGACACACUGUUUGUUGAUACAUCAGUAAUGCAAGCAGAUCAUAAACAUCCACGAUGGAUUGGGAUGUGGUGGGGCGGGUUCCUCUUGUGUGGUCUUCUGCUCAUAUUUAUUUCCAUUCCAUUUUUUAUGUUUCCUAAGACACUUAAGAAAGAAAAGGAGAAGGUAAGAAUGGAAGAGAAGACAAAAGAAUUUCAGAAGGGUCAUCGCCGCACAAAAUCCCAGACGUCAACAUGCUCACGUCACUCCACUCUCUCCACCAAGCGAGUGUAUGGCAAAGAUGUACGAGAUAUUCCACUAUCGAUGCUUAAGCUGUUGGUUAAUCCCAUAUAUGUCAUGACAUGCUUAGGAGCAUGUAUGGAACUCAUGAUAGUCUCUGGUUUCAUUGUGUUCCUGCCCAAGUACCUGGAGACACAGUUCUUUCUCUCAAAUGUUCAGGCCUCCAUCUUUACUGGUGGCAUAGCGAUACCUGGUGCUUGUAUUGGUAUCUUCCUGGGAGGCUACCUACUGAAACGGUUUAGCUUACGCCCAAAAGGUGCCAUCCAGAUGGUUAUGGUCUUCAACCUAAUUGGUCUAAGCUUUUAUGGUCUCCUUUUUGUCCUGGGGUGUGACAACGUGAAGAUGGCUGGCACCACAUCCCCAUACUUCAACACUUCAAUGGCACAUUCAGUAGCAAACAAUCCUGGCCGACUGGACAAUGGAGGAUCAUUCCAAGUAAACUUAACAGCUUGGUGCAAUACUGGGUGCUCGUGUACCUCAUCACUUGUGGAACCUGUGUGUGGCAACAAUGGACUAACCUACUUUUCACCUUGUCAUGCUGGAUGCACAUCAUAUUCUCCACAGCACAAAUUUGCUAACUGCACAUGUAAGUUACAGGUGUUUGUUAAUGAAAUGUUUUAAUGGAGCUGCAGUACUGUGACCUGUAGACAUUUUGAAGGGUAUUUCGUCCUUGCAAUCACAUGUCAUUAGUAGUGAAACUUUUUGCCAACUUUAUUGUCACACAUUGGGUGCUCACACAAUAAAUAGUUUGUAUUAUAUUUAUACUCUUGUUAUAUUGAAUAAGACUGAGGACAUUUUUUGCAUGAUACAAGUCCAGUACGCCUGGAUAAUUCACGAAUUUUUAUUUUGCGGUUCUCUAUUAUUCGCGGA
Molecule: messenger RNA, 2906 nt
Organism: Homarus americanus (American lobster)
Lineage: Eukaryota; Metazoa; Arthropoda; Malacostraca; Decapoda; Nephropidae
Product: solute carrier organic anion transporter family member 3A1-like
Exons: 14
Coding region: 717-2657 (646 amino acids)
Biological process (GO): sodium-independent organic anion transport; transmembrane transport
Cellular component (GO): membrane
Molecular function (GO): protein binding
Source: RefSeq, a predicted model, not a curated record